AUGGUUGCCGCCUCCAUCCAGCACUCUGCUCCCGCUGCUGUGGCCAGGGCCAGGGCAAGCCCCAGGAUCCUCCCUGUCGUCGCAACAGUUGCCUCCGUCGGUCUGGUAGCCAGCUACGUCUACUCCCAGCUCUCCUACGAGAAGAAGGUCAUGGACAGCCGUUUCGCCCAGUACAACAAUGCCCAGAGCGAGGCCAGCCGCCGCAAGACCUUUGAGAACUCCAACAGCGACCCCAGGACCAGUGCCUUUAACAUUCUUGGUCACUAG
This is a messenger RNA of Geosmithia morbida, 267 nucleotides long. RefSeq lists its product as uncharacterized. Lineage: Eukaryota; Fungi; Ascomycota; Sordariomycetes; Hypocreales; Bionectriaceae. The record is from RefSeq and is a predicted model, not a curated record. The coding region runs from base 1 to 267 and encodes 88 amino acids. The transcript is spliced from 2 exons.